AUGGUAGUGACAUGUUAUACAUUCUAUUUUGUUGUUCUUCUUCAACAACAUGUGAUAAUUGAGGCUCAUAGUGCUUCGUCCUCAGCGGCAUUUUCUAGCAGUAAACUGUUUAAAAAACCUGGUGUACAAUCGGUAACAAAGAAAAAAACUGGCAUAGAUGGUGUGCAUGAAACAGAUGAUGAUUCUGCUAUAAAAUACAAUUCGGAUGAAAGUCGUUUAAGAGCACAAUUAUUAGAUAGUUAUAUACCAGAAGCAAGACCAGUGAUUAAUAUAACAACAGUGACAGUCGUUGAUGUUUCAUUAACUAUUAUUCAAGUCAUGGAUCUGGAUGAACAAAAUCAAGUUAUGACUACAAAUGUCCAAGUUACAUUGAAAUGGCAAGAUGAACAUUUAUGGUGGACUCCAAGUGACUACGAUGGUCAGAAUCGAACUGUAUUCUCAGCUCGAGAAAUAUGGACACCAGAUAUUGUUUUGUUUAAUAGUGCCGAUGUUGCUUAUAGUCAACAACGUGAACAUUAUCUUAUAACGGUACAUUUUAAUAGUACAGUUGAAUGGGUAUUUCCCGAUGUAUUUCGAUCUUAUUGUAAUGUUGUGAUCACAUACUUUCCAUUUGAUAAACAAAAUUGUACAUUAGAAAUUCAAUCAUGGUCACGUCCUAGUGACGAAUUAUUAGUUCGACAUCAAUCUCAAAAUUUUCGUCAACAACAAUUGCAAUAUAUUCGUACAGAAUGGCAAGUAUACGAUAUCAAUGUAUAUAAUGCUACAAGCAAACGUUAUUUAUGGCUUGUAUUUCAUGUACUAAUGAAACGAAAUCAUCAAUUUUAUGUUAAUCAUAUGAUAUUUCCAUUUUCUAUUCUAUCAUGUUUAACAUUAUUUGUAUUUUGGUUGCCACCAGAUAGUGGUGAAAAAAUUACAUUAACAAUCACCAUUUUACUAGCAUUAACAGUUUUUUUACAAUUAAUAACCGAUUAUACACCAAAAGCGUCAAGUAAUCUACCAAUCAUUGGUAUUUAUUUUAAUGUUAAUUUAAUACUUGUUCUAGUAUCAGUUAUUUUAACCGUUGUUGUUUUGAAUUUUCAUUAUCGUGGUCCAAAGAAAGAACGUGUACCAUUAUGGUGUCGACGAAUUGUUAUGUAUAAAAUUGGUCCAUGGUUAGGAUUUCGAUUUUCAAAUAAAAAUAAUUUAUUAACUGAUAAUACAACAAUUCGUAAUAUGGGUUGUACAAAUCGAAUUAGUAAAAAUAAUGGUGAUAUUGGUAAUCGUAUCACGAAAAAGGACAAUGAUGAUGGUUCAGCAGUAGAUCAUAUUGUACUUGUUAAUUUUCAAGAUGAUCAUCAAACUAAUGAUGAUGAUGAUAGUGGUGUUCAACCACUAACACAUAAUAUUGAACAAUUACUAUUAAAAAUGCAAAAUACAUUUGAUCCUUCGAAAAUUGAUGAUGAAAAUUUAAAAUUAUCAAUAUUACGUGAAAUAUUAGAAUGUCAACGAUUAUUGUUAACAAUUCAUGCUAAAAAGCAAAAUGUACAUACACAAACGUUACAAGAUAUUUAUGAAGAAUGGAAAAUAUUGGCAAUUAUUGUUGAUCGUUUAUGUUUCAUAUUUUAUUUAAUUAGUAUGAUUGCCGCUAGUAUCAUAUUUUUUGUGAGAGAACCAAUUUUGAAGUGA
Didymodactylos carnosus is the source of this 1665-nucleotide messenger RNA. The record is from the annotation of a GenBank genome assembly. NCBI's taxonomy places the organism in Eukaryota, Metazoa, Rotifera, Eurotatoria, Philodinida, Philodinidae.